AGGUGGCGAUGAUCCGGCCGAUAAAAUUAAAUCACAUGAUUUCCGGCGGAACGUUAAGAAAAAAUAACAAAACAGGGUGGUAUGGCAAAGAGGUUGUGAUGAAGCCAAGGCAUAAAGCUCAGUUACCGUUGAUAUUACUAUGUGUAGCGUUCGGAUUAGGAGGUGAAGGAGCGGACACCGAGGGGAAGCCAAUGUUAGCCAGUAUCGCAUUGUUUUGUGCACCAUGAAUUUACGAGGGCUCUUUCAGGACUUCAACCCCAGCAAGUUCCUAAUCUAUUCUUGCCUGCUGCUCUUCUCCGUGUUGCUGUCCUUGAGGCUGGAUGGAGUUAUCCAGUGGAGCUACUGGGCUGUGUUUACGCCAAUAUGGCUGUGGAAGCUGUUGGUCAUCAUCGGGGCGUCCGUGGGCACCGGAGUCUGGGCCCACAACCCUCAGUACAGGGCUGAGGGGGAGACGUGUGUGGAGUUCAAGGCCAUGCUGAUAGCGGUGGGGCUCCACGUCCUGCUGUUGAUGUUCGAGGUGCUGGUGUGCGAUCGGGUAGCGAGAGGAAACUACUUCUGGCUUCUCGUCUUCAUGCCACUCUUCUUUGUGUCACCCGUUUCCGUAGCAGCGUGCGUCUGGGGGUUUAGACACGACCGCUCUCUUGAGCUGGAGGUGUUGUGUUCAGUAAAUAUUCUGCAGUUCAUCUUCAUCGCUCUGAAGCUGGACAAGAUCAUCAACUGGCCUUGGCUGGUGGUGUGUGUCCCACUGUGGAUCCUCAUGUCCUUCCUGUGCCUUGUUGUCCUUUACUACAUCAUCUGGUCAGUCCUCUUUCUCCGCUCCAUCGACAUCAUCGCCGAGCAGCGGCGAACUCACAUCACCAUGGCGAUCAGCUGGAUGACUAUCGUCGUACCGCUUCUCACAUUUGAGAUCCUUCUGGUGCACAAGCUAGACGGUCACAACAGCCUGAGCUACGUGUGCGUGUUCGUCCCUCUGUGGCUCUCCCUGCUCACACUCAUGGCCACCACCUUCGGCCAAAAGGGAGGAAACCACUGGUGGUUCGGCAUCCGGAAGGACUUCUGCCACUUUCUGCUGGAGCUCCUUCCCUUCCUGCGAGAGUACGGCAACGUGUCCUAUGACCUUCAACGUAGUGAAGACCCCGAGGCGGCCGAGGAUCUGCCCGUCCCUGAACCGCCGCCAAAGAUUGCCCCCAUGUUCCACAAGAAGACCGGCGUGGUGAUCACGCAGAGCCCCGGGAAAUACUUCGUCCCGCCACCCAAACUCUGCAUCGACAUGCCGGACUAAUGGCGGGUCAAAGCAUGAGCAGUCGUGGGUGCCGAACUAAAAAAGCCAAAACCGCUUCAGAGACUGUUUCUUUUGUUUUGUUUUAAAUCCACUCUCCACUGAAGGAUUUUGGCCCCCCCACCCUGAACUGUGCAUCAGCAUGCCCAGCACGGGCAAUCCACCUGAACUAAAACGGCGAUGGAUCCAAGAUCCCCGCUGUCCUCCUGACUUGCUGCCUUUAAAGGGUGAAAUCGUGGAACCCACGAAGGGACAGCUUUGUUUUUCACCUCUCGCUGGAGCCACACUGUUGUUGCUGACUCCUAGUUGUAUCCGUGGUGAGGAAACAUCCAAGACUCUAUUGGAUCUAAACUUCAGGCUGACAUCAGUGAGAACUGGAUGUGUGUAGACUUUAAAUGUUCGCUCUGAACUGCUGUAGAUCUUUGCUUUAUGUUCAGAGGAUGUCAAAAACAAAAUCAACACUUUUUGGGUUUGUGACGGGGACCAUUGGAGAGGCUCCAUACAGGGAUCAAU
Molecule: messenger RNA, 1792 nt
Organism: Haplochromis burtoni (Burton's mouthbrooder)
Lineage: Eukaryota; Metazoa; Chordata; Actinopteri; Cichliformes; Cichlidae
Gene: tmem185a
Product: transmembrane protein 185
Exons: 7
Coding region: 224-1282 (352 amino acids)
Source: RefSeq, a predicted model, not a curated record